Messenger RNA from Mustela lutreola (European mink), 2482 nucleotides. It is a transcript of the gene GDPD2, whose product is annotated as glycerophosphodiester phosphodiesterase domain containing 2. The coding region runs from base 171 to 1874 and encodes 567 amino acids. The record is from RefSeq and is a predicted model, not a curated record. Lineage: Eukaryota; Metazoa; Chordata; Mammalia; Carnivora; Mustelidae. Gene Ontology annotation, biological process: lipid metabolic process. Gene Ontology annotation, molecular function: glycerophosphodiester phosphodiesterase activity. Gene Ontology annotation, cellular component: membrane. The transcript has 16 exons.
CCACGCAGCCUCCUGUAGGUGGCAACAGUGCCACCUGUUUGACCGGUGGGGCUGAGCCAAGGACUAGAAGAGGGAGGAGACAGACAAACUCGGAGAGGAGCUGGGAAGCAGUGCAGAGCAGAGCAGAGCACAGAGCUGAGCAGAGCUGCCGCUGAGACAAGGCCCUCACCAUGGCCGAGUCCCCCGGCUGCUGCUCCGUCUGGGCCCGCUGCCUCCACUGCCUGUAUAGCUGCCACUGGAGGAAAUGCCCCAAAGAGAGGAUGCAAACCAGCAAGUGCGACUGUAUCUGGUUUGGCCUGCUCUUCCUCACCUUUCUCCUCUCCCUGGGCUGGCUGUACAUCGGGCUCAUCCUUCUCAAUGACCUGCACAACUUCAAUGAAUUCCUGUUCCACCACUGGGGACAUUGGAUGGACUGGUCCCUGGCAUUUCUGCUGGUCAUCUCUCUACUUGUCACAUAUGCAUCCCUGCUAUUGCUCCUGGCCCUGCUCCUGCGGCUCUGUGGCCAGCCUCUGCAUCUGCACAGUGUCCACAAGAUGUUGCUGCUGCUCAUUAUGCUUCUUGUGGCCGCUGGCCUUGUGGGACUGGAUGUCCAAUGGCAGCAGGAAUGGCGUAGCUUACGUCUGUCACUGCAGGCCACAGCCCCAUUCCUUCAUAUCGGAGCAGUUGCUGGCAUCACCCUCCUGGCCUGGCCCGUGGCUGACACCUUUUACCGUAUCCAUCGAAGAGGUCCCAAGACUCUGCUGCUGUUCCUAUUUUUUGGAGUUUCCCUGGCCGUCUACCUGGCCCCACUAUGCAUCUCCUCACCCUGUAUCAUGGAGCCCAGAGACUUACCCCCCAAGCCUGGUCUGGUGGGACACCGAGGCGCCCCCAUGCUGGCUCCCGAGAACACCCUGAUGUCCCUGCGGAAGACUGCUGAAUGUGGAGCCGCUGUGUUUGAGACCGAUGUGAUGGUCAGCUCUGAUGGGAUCCCCUUCCUCAUGCAUGAUGAGCACCUGAGCCGGACCACAGAUGUGGCCUCUGUGUUCCCAGCCCGAACCUCCUCCCACAGCAGCGACUUCUCCUGCGCCGAACUGAAGAAGCUCAAUGCCGGGACCUGGUUCCUAGAGAGGCAACCCUUCUGGGGGGCCAAGCGGCUUUCAGGCCCUGAUCGGAAGGAGGCUGAGAACCAGACAGUACCAACGCUGGAAGAGCUGCUGAAGGAAGCCGCAGUCCUUAACCUUUCCAUCAUGUUUGACUUGCGUCGCCCCCCACGAAAUCACACAUACCAUGACACAUUUGUGAACCAGACCUUGGAGACCGUGCUGAGUGCAAGGGUGCCCCAAGCCAUGGUCCUUUGGCUACCGGAUGAAGAUCGGGCCAACGUCCAACAGCGGGCCCCCAGAAUGCGCCAGAUAUAUGGACAGCAGGGAAGCAACAGAACUGAGAGGCCCCAGUUUCUCAACCUCCCCUACCAAGACCUGCCACUGUUGGAUAUCAAGGCACUACACCAGGAUAAUGUCUCGGUGAACCUGUUUGUGGUGAACAAGCCCUGGCUCUUUUCCCUGCUCUGGUGCGCAGGGGUGGAUUCAGUCACCACCAACGACUGCCAGCUGCUCCAGCAAAUGCGUUACCCUGUCUGGAUCAUCCCCCCUCAAACCUACCUAAUGAUGUGGGUCAUCACCAACUGUGUGUCCACCCUGUUGCUUCUGUGGACCUUCCUCCUCCAAGGGAAAGGCAGUUUGGGGGAACCUAGGAUCCAAAGGUCAUGCAUGAAGCUGGCUGAACUCGUAAUGGGAAGCUUUUCUCCCUUUAGGAGAUGUAAGAAGGAGAGAGAGAAAACUGGCUUAGAAACAGCAGUGCUGCUGACCAGGAUCAACAAUUUCAUAAUGGAGUGAAUGCCCAACCCUGGACCCGCACCAACCAGAGCCUGAGGCCUGUCUGGACUGACUAACAACAAGGAAGGGAGAGUGGCUGAAUGGGGAUGGGGUGGGGUAAACUUGGCCAACAGAAGGUUUUGAACUGUGAGGGCUCUCUGCACAGAUGGUGAGCAUGCAGCAAGCUUCCACGGAGUCUGACUCCCCUCCAGGUUUUGACCUGAGGUCGCUGGGAAGACAGUCAUGGGAGGUUUCUCCCCAAAUGAAACUAGAACAGAGGAAGUGGGAAGGAGGUUGCCACGAUAAUGUUUCAGAUCUGCCUGUACCUAUUCUUGUGUAGAAGGGACAGAGUGUGUCAGGGACAGACCAGCUUGGACCAGUGACUGGAGAUGACAGAACCGCCUUUCCUGAGAACUAAGAUGAUGGAAACACUAAACCCACUCCAUUCACUGUCCCUCCUGACCCCCGCAAUUUAACUGCUUUCCUGCUUAGAUGCUGGGGACUUAAGAGCCCAUGUAGCUGUUUAAUUCUGCACCUAUAGGUGGCUUUUUGCUGUUCACAGACUUUUCUUCAAGACUGGUUGGCUCCUCCUACGUUGUUAAGCUAAUACUAAAUGAAUUUAACUCCUG